Molecule: messenger RNA, 1569 nt
Organism: Saccostrea cuccullata (small rock oyster)
Lineage: Eukaryota; Metazoa; Mollusca; Bivalvia; Ostreida; Ostreidae
Product: sialate O-acetylesterase-like
Exons: 9
Coding region: 23-1528 (501 amino acids)
Biological process (GO): carbohydrate metabolic process
Molecular function (GO): sialate O-acetylesterase activity
Source: RefSeq, a predicted model, not a curated record
AUACUGAGCUAUUUCGAAGACGAUGGAAUUAUCAAAAAACAUCUUUGCUAUAGCAAUAUUUAUCAGCAAUGCAUAUUUUUUGGAGGCAGCAAACUUCACAUUUUCUUCCUACUAUCAUAACCACAUGGUGAUGCAGAAAAGUGCCAUGGGUACCUCUAUAUGGGGACAUUCAAGCAAAGUUGGUGAUGUAGUACACAUAAAAUUAAACAACAAUGAAGUUGCAAGGGCUACUGUUAACAGCCAUCAGAUCUGGGAGGCUACGUUUACAAGUCCUUCUGACCACGGUCCAUAUACGGUGUCUGCAACUUCGACACUGGGAACAGUUCAGAUUUCAGAUGUCCUCUUCGGUGAUGUCUGGGUUUGUUCAGGACAAAGUAAUAUGGAGUUUUCAAGUAAUGGGCUGGUAAAUGCAACUGAAGAAUAUGCUGAUAGUGCAAAUUACCAAAACAUUCGUCUGUUUAAAGUUCACAAUGAAUUUUCCCCAACUCCUUAUACAGAUGUAAAACAGAUAGAUUCACCAUGGCUUAAACCAUCUCAGCAGAGCAUUAAGCAUUAUUCGGCUGUUUGCUGGCUUUAUGGAAAAUACUUGUCACAACAUUUUAACUAUCCAAUUGGUUUGGUGCAGACAGAUUGGGGUGGUACUAGGAUUGAGGCUUGGUCAUCACCAGAUGCUCUCUCUGCGUGUGCAGGAUUCCAUGGUCGUCGCAAAAGAAAUCAAAACUCCAAUAACCAAUUGUACAACGCCAUGAUUUAUCCAAUUCUAAGGAAUACAAUCAAAGGAGUUAUCUGGUACCAAGGGGAAUCGAAUGCUGGGCAUGCGUAUCAAUAUUCAUGUCAGUUUCUCGAAAUGAUUGAGGACUGGAGGUCCAAGUUUAGCCACGCCUCUGGAGGAACAACUAGCCCUACUUUCCCUUUCGGAUUUGUACAGCUAGCACCCUACAGAGAGGAAGGAAAAGGUCUUGGGUUUCCACAGCUUCGCUGGUCACAGACGGCUAACAUAGGAUAUGUUCCUAAUUCACUUUUACACAAUGUAUUUAUGGCUGUAGCUAUCGAUCUCCCUGACUUCCAAUCACCCUACGGAAGUAUUCAUCCCCGCUAUAAACAUGAUGUAGCUUAUCGUUUGUAUCUUGGGGCACUGGGUGUGGCUUAUCAUCAACCAGGGGUAGAAUUUGAAGGACCUUUUCCAACAUCUGCCGAAGUUGACAGCACUCAACGCCAUCUUACUAUAGAAUACGGACGAGGACUAAAUCCUAUUGAAGUCAGAUCGAACAAAGGGUUUGAGGUGUGUUGCGUUAAUCAAACAACCAAGAUUUGCAACUCUUUUGACACCCAUUGGAUGAAUGUAACGAUGACGUCACAUGACUAUGCUACUGUUACUCUUGACAUAUCUGCUUGUGCGCACGGAAAUCAUGUGGUACAAGUCAGAUAUGCAUGGCAUGAAAGCCCGUGUCCUUUGCAUCAAUGUGCUGUGUAUGGAAAAUCUAAUAAUCUACCUGGACCUCCGUUUACAUUCCAUGUCAGCUCCUGAAUAAUGUUGAGUUUAAAUUGAUGUAAUAUCUCUCAAAAUAA